AUGGCUGCCGAACAGAAGCCACACCGUGCGGUGGAGGUGUUGGAGAUCGAGGACGAAGAGCAACGACAAGAACGCAUGCAUGGCCUACUUGCUAGACUGAAUGCGUCCUCGCCCGAAUCCAAUGGCAGUACCUCUGUGCCGCGACCAUUUGACUUCGGUGACAGGAGUACACAUCCGGCGGGACCUCCUUUAGAACUGCUCUCUCGUAUACAAGCAUUCCUGCCAGAACUCGCCGCAUCCAACGCAGACCUGCUCCGUAGAGCACAAGAGAAUCCGGAGAGUGUAGAUAUCGAGAACGUUGGCGAGGAUCAAGAGCAGUACAUCGAGAUGGACCUCGGUCUGGGGGUCUUCGAUCACCACGGUGAAAUCCCUGCAGGAAUCCCGGUGGCGGACGUCGACUUCGACGUGGCCAUGGGAAAUUCCGAUUCCGAUUCCGGCUCAAGCUCAGAAGACGAUUCGGACGACUCUUCGUCCGACUCCAGCUCCGAGGAAGACUCGUCCUCGGGCUCGGAUUCCGACUCAGACGUCGACAUCGUAGUCUCUUCCGGCCAAGAAAAGAAGGCACGGCCGAAGAAGCCUCUGCCAAAACGCAACUCCACCUUCGGAGAAGCAAAUCCAGAUAUCGUCGUUCUGUCCGAGACGGUAGAAGACUCGGCCCCCACAAAAUAGUGUCUGACA
This is a messenger RNA of Trametes versicolor FP-101664 SS1, 678 nucleotides long. RefSeq lists its product as uncharacterized. The record is from RefSeq and is a predicted model, not a curated record. The transcript has 4 exons. Gene Ontology annotation, biological process: box C/D snoRNP assembly. NCBI's taxonomy places the organism in Eukaryota, Fungi, Basidiomycota, Agaricomycetes, Polyporales, Polyporaceae. Gene Ontology annotation, molecular function: box C/D methylation guide snoRNP complex binding. Bases 1 to 669 code for a protein of 222 amino acids.